Molecule: messenger RNA, 1746 nt
Organism: Rhododendron vialii
Lineage: Eukaryota; Viridiplantae; Streptophyta; Magnoliopsida; Ericales; Ericaceae
Product: cytochrome P450 714A1-like
Exons: 5
Coding region: 1-1635 (544 amino acids)
Molecular function (GO): heme binding; iron ion binding; oxidoreductase activity, acting on paired donors, with incorporation or reduction of molecular oxygen
Source: RefSeq, a predicted model, not a curated record
AUGGAGGCCCCUAUUCUGCUGCUGCUUCUUCUUCUUCUUCCUCUUCUUGCCGUAGGCGGUGGUGUGGUGCAAAACUUGUCUUUGUUGGCUCUAGCCCUGCCUCUGGCUUGCCUUCUCUUCGACCGUGUGUGGCUGAAGCCUCAGAGGGUCCGGUGGAAGCUCCAAAAGCAAGGGAUCAGAGGUCCUCAGCCCUCUGUUCUGUAUGGGAAUGUCCCUGAAAUUCAGAGAAUUCAGGCGGCGGCGAAGAAGGCGGAGAACCGCGGCGUAUUGGUUGCCCAUGACUAUACUUCCAACCUCUUCCCUUACUUGGAACAAUGGCGAAAAGAAUACGGUCCGGUAUUCACUUAUUCAACGGGGAACAAACAGCACUUGUACGUGAACCACCCAGAACUGGUGAAGGAAAUGAGCCAAUCUAUUAGCUUGGAACUGGGCAAGCCUUCUUACGUGACCAAGAGACUCGAACCCAUGCUCGGCAAUGGCAUUUUGAGAUCCAACGGUCAGUUUUGGGCCCGGCAGAGGAAGAUCGUCGCUCCCGAAUUCUUCAUGGACAAGGUUAAGGGGAUGGUGGGUCUAAUGCUGGUCUCUGCCCAGCCAUUACUGAGAAAAUGGGAGGGGUGCAUUGAUGCACAAGGUGGCCUGGUGGCAGAGAUAAGAGUGGAUGAGGACUUGAGGUGUCUCUCAGCAGAUGUGAUCUCCAGGGCUUGUUUUGGAAGCUCUUACUCCAAAGGCAAACUGAUCUUUUCCAAGCUUAGACUUCUCCAGAAAACCAUUUCCAUCCAAAGUGUUCUCUUCGGAGUUCCCACUUUUGGAAGCAGAUUUCUUCCUACCCGGAAGCAAAAGGAGAUGAGCAAUUUGGAGAGGGAGAUCGAGUCCUUGAUCUGGGAGGCAGUAAAAGAACGCGAACAAGAGUGCCUAGGGGCGCCCUCAGCCGAGAAGGAUCUAAUGCAGAUGAUACUAGAAGGCGCCAUAGUUAACGAUCAUUCUUCGGGAGUUAGCAGGGACUUCUCCUCCAAGCGCUUUAUCGUCGACAAUUGCAAGAACAUCUACUUUGCUGGGCAUGAGGCCACUGCUGUCGCCGCUUCAUGGUGCUUGAUGCUGCUGGCCCUCCACCCGGACUGGCAAGCUCGAGUGAGGGAGGAGGCGGCUCAGGUUUGCCAGGGAGGAUUGAUUGAUGCAGAGUCACUCUCCAAAAUGAAAAUGGUUACUAUGGUUAUCCAAGAGGCCUUGCGCCUAUACCCGCCAGCAGCAUUUGUCUCGAGGGAAGCCCUAGACGAGACUCAAAUCGGGCACAUCAGUGUCCCUAAAGGAGUGUGCACUUGGACACUAAUCCCAACCCUCCACCGUGACCCCGAUAUAUGGGGAUCCGAUGCCAACGAGUUCAAGCCUGAAAGGUUUGCCAAUGGUGUCUCCGGCGCUUGUAAGAUUCCCCAGACGUAUGUCCCGUUCGGCUUAGGACCUCGCUUGUGCUUGGGCCGCAACUUCGCCAUGGUCGAGUUGAAGCUUGUCUUGGCACUCGUCGUCUCGAAGUUUACCUUCUCUCUGUCUCCUAAAUAUACACACUCCCCGGUUUUCAGGAUGAUUGUAGAGCCAGGGGAUGGUCUGCAUAUCCUCAUUCAGAGAUCUAAAUUUGGCUGAUUGUUUUUUCUUUCUUUUUUCAAUUGUUUACAGAGGUUUGUGAACAUUUUAUAUAGGUUGGUAUGUGUCUGGAAUGUAAUUUGAAUAUGGUUGAUAAGGUGUUUUUUUUUU